AUGCAUGCCGCACAACCCGGUGGUGAAAUUAUGGACGUGCAUACAUGCUGGAAUGAAACCACCGCACAUGAUGAGACGCACAUGGACACGGUGUUUUUCACAUUUAACUGCACGGUCUUGACCUUAUCAUUAGUCUUGGGUUUACCCGGGAACUUGUGGGUUUGUUGGGUUGUUUUCAGGACGAAGAGCCUGCAGACCUUCAAUAACGCGCUGCUGGUCAGCUUGGCCGCCAGUGACCUCCUGAAGUGCUCUGUGGACACCCCGCUGCUUCUCUUCUCUUUUCUGCGUUUCAGGAAGGACAGCCAGGUGUCGGUGUCUGUGUGCACCCUGCAGCAGUUCACUUACGCCCUGUGCAGCUGUGUCCAGCUGCUCACGCUGGUCAGCAUCAGUGUGGAGCGCUUCCAGGCCAUCGCGUUCCCUUUCCAAACUGAGAGGAGGAAAGCUAGGGUCCGUCUGUGGAUCCUGUCCAUCUGGGCAUGUGGCCUCAUUUUGGCUGUAAUCUCUCUGACCCUCUCCAAAAAGGCGCUUUUUUAUAUGCUCUGCCGUCCGCACCUCGGGGGGCAUGGAGAAGAGCGUCUUCAAUACUCGGAUCCUUUUGGACCCUACGUGCUGGUCCCGGUGUGGGGACUGUCUCUGACUGUGAUUGUUGUCCACUACGUGCGCAUAUUCAGAGUUGUAAGACAGCACCGGAAGAAAGUGUUCAGUCGGGGAGUCCAGCUGAGGCCGACGGUGUCUGAGCACGCCUGGGACUGUCUGAGUGUCCCCGCUUCAGCACCACGGACAGCCCCGCAUGGCUCCUUCAGCCCGCUGCCUCCCCGCCGGACGGUGCUCCUUGUGGCAGAAGCCAGCGCUCCCUAUGCAGGCUCUGCAGGAGGGGCCCCGAUGAGACCUCCAGAGAUUGUGGGAGCAGUCUGUCUCCUGACCCCAGGAGCCAGGGAGCGGGGGAAGAAACAGAUGGAGGGGAAGCUUGCCCAGCGUUUUGGUUACAUAAUUAUUGCCUUCACGCUUUCCUGGGUGCCCAUGGUGGUUAUUUUGCUGAUAAACGUCGUCUCCUGGCAAGACACGGACAAGCUGCUGAUGGAGCUGGAGACGUCGGCGAUGGUGCUGACCUGUGUGCAGGCUGCAGUGGAUCCCCUCAUCUACACUUUAGUCACCAGACAGUUCCGCUCUGAACUAAGCAAGCUCCUCUCCUCCAUCCCCGGGUGUCCCCUUAAACGGUAGAUCUGAAGGUUAAAUACUUUAUCCACAUCUGGGUCACAUGGACUGCACUUUGGGGAAUUGAAAAUACCACUGAAGCUAAAUGUGCACACGCUGCGACCUUGUGUUCAGUGUUUACACACACACACACACA
This is a messenger RNA of Plectropomus leopardus (leopard coralgrouper), 1351 nucleotides long. Lineage: Eukaryota; Metazoa; Chordata; Actinopteri; Perciformes; Serranidae. The record is from RefSeq and is a predicted model, not a curated record.